AGCCUGGAGUCUUUGUAUCCUUCUCUGAGCCAGAGCUGCGCUGGCUUGAUGGCAGCAGCUCCAGCCUUCAGUUCCCCUCGGAGCAGAACUGGGUACUAAGCUCCAGGAGCCCGUGGCUGCCAUCACUGUGGGGAGUCUAGCCUCUCUGGGAAGGGGACACAGACACCAGAAUGACCACCUCGACAGGCUUGCUGCUGCUGCUGCUCCUAGGCCAGCCCUGGGCGGAGGCUAGAGCUGGUUCAGAAGCUGUAGUGUGCAAGGGGACUGCCUGCUACACAGCCCACUGGGGCAAGCUGAGCGCUGCGGAGGCCCAGCACCGUUGCAAUGAGAACGGAGGUAACCUGGCCACAGUGAAGAGCAAGGAGGAGGCCCGGUAUGUCCAGCAAGUCCUGGCCCAACUUCUGAGGACCAACACACCCCUGGAAGCGAAGACAGGAAAAUUCUGGAUUGGGCUUCAGCGAGAGAAGGGCAAGUGUCUGUCCCCUGAUUUGCCACUGAAGGGUUUCAGCUGGGUGGAUGGUGGGGAGGACACAGCUUAUUCCAACUGGCACAAAGAAGGCAAGAGCUCCUGUGUCUCCAAGCGCUGUGUGUCCUUGAUGCUGGACCUGUCCCUGAUACCCAACCCCAGCCACCUCCCCAGAUGGUCCGACAGUCUCUGUGGGACGUCUGGCUCUCUAGCAAGCUACAUUGAAGGUUUCCUGUGCAAGUUCAACUUCAAAGGCAUGUGCCAGCCCCUGGCUCUGGGGAGUCCAGGCCAGGUGAGCUACACCACCCCUUUUCAGGCGACGACCUCCUUCCUGGAGACUGUGCCCUUUGCCUCUGCAGCCAAUGUGGCCUGUGGGGAUGAGGCUGAAAAUAAGACCUAUUAUUUCUUAUGCAAGGAAAAGAGUCCUGGUAUAUUUCACUGGGACAACUCCGGCCCCCUCUGUGUCAGUCCCAAGUUUGGCUGCAGCUUCAACAACGGGGGCUGCCAUCAGGAAUGCUUUGAAGGGGGAGAUGGCUCUUUCCGCUGUGGCUGCCGGCCUGGGUUCCGGCUGCUAGAUGAUCUAGUGACCUGUGCCUCCCGGAAUCCCUGCAGCUCCAACCCGUGCGGAGGAGGGGGAUCUUGCAACUACACACCCCACCAGAGCAGCUACACAUGCAGCUGCCCCAGUGGCUACCAGCUGGACUCUAGUCAAGUGAACUGCGUGGAUGUGGAUGAGUGCCAGGACUCUCCCUGCGCCCAGGAAUGUGUCAACACCCUCGGGAGCUUCCACUGCAAAUGCUGGGUGGGCUACCAGGCCAGUGGCCCCAAGAAUGAGACUUGUCAGGAUGUGGAUGAAUGUGCCGCUGCCCAAUCACCCUGUGCCCAGGGCUGCAGCAACACUGAUGGCUCCUUCUACUGUUUCUGUGAAGAGGGCUACAUCCUGUCUGGGGAAGACAGUACCCAGUGUGAGGAUGUGGACGAGUGUUUUGGCCCCAGAGGCAACCCGUGUGACAGUCAGUGCUUCAACACACAGGGUUCUUUCAGAUGUGACUGUCCUCAGGGCUGGGAGCUGGCUCCUAAUGGGGUCUCUUGUAUCAUGGGCCCUGGGUCUUCAGAACCACCAUCCAGGCUUCCCCAAGAGGAAGGCAAAGGAGACAGAAAGGGGAGCACUGUGCCUCCUGCUUCACUGUCUAGUUCCACCGGGGGUUUGGAGGACAUCUCCAAAGAAAGACAUACCAUAAGGAGUCCCUCCCUCCAGUCUGAUGCCCCCACUGCCUCUGCCAGUCUAGAAAUGUCAACCCCAAGUGGAGCCUCUGGAAUUGUCUGGCUGGAGUUGGACACGGACCUCCCCACAGUGUCUGACCAGGGCAAGCCGACGGAUGGAAAUUCUGUGGCCACACAAAGUGACAGUGGCACCGAUGGGCAGAAACUACUUCUGUUCUACAUCCUGGGCACCGUGGUGGCCAUCUUGCUCCUUCUGGCUCUGGGUUUAGGGCUUCUCAUCUGCCGUAAACGGAGAGCCAAGAAGGAGGAGAUAAAGGAGAAGCAGCCCCAGAAUGCAGCUGACAGCUACUCCUGGGUUCCAGAGAGAGCUGAGAGUCGAGCCCUGGAGAAUCAGUACAGCCCAACCCCUGGGACAGACUGCUGAAGGCAAGGUGGCUACAGAAACAGUCAGCUGCCACCAUCCUUGGAGCUUUAAACACCCUGAUGAAGGGGAGACCCACAUCCUUCUAAAAGACUGGACUGGAUUCUUAGUAAACAAUGUGCAUCUUCUCCUUAACAGCCUAGGGACUCAGGAUGGGCAGGCAUUUCCCAGAUGCAUUUGAUAUGCCUGAGGUAGAAGCUAUGUGUUGGUCUAUCAUCGUGGGGGUCAUGUGGCUAUUGACAGCCCCCCCACCCUUUUCAAAUUCAAAAGUGACUGAUUUCAUUUCUUCCCCUGGUUCUGGAUCAGGGCAUGAGGAGUCGUGGGGCUCCCUUCAAAGACUUUUCUGAUCUCUUCAUUUAACAGAGAGGAAAAGGUCCUGCUGGUGCUAAGAUAGAAACAAGUUCUCUUCUUAAUAUGAUAGAAAUGAGGCCAUUAGUUAUUUAAUUAUGUGAGAAGUAGGUAGGUUCCACCCCCCCCACCACCACCACAGGGAAAAUACUCUGGACUGGAUGCCGUUGUCUACAUUUGUCUUCCUGUAUUUCCCCUCCAUCCCCUGUCAGAAUGAGAGCAAGGUUAAGGAACUGCUUAGGUAGCAAGCAGGGAGCAACCUGUGUUCUCUGGUUCUGAGAGUCUUGGGCUUAGUGGCAAGUGAAGCUGGAAACAGGAGAGUUGCUUCAAAUGAGUGAGAGGCCUUGGUAACAGCUUAAUCCAGAGGGAAGGAGGCAGGGCUUUAUUUCACAGAUACUUGAAUUAAUUUAUCUGAAUGGACUGAUAUUGAUACACACUUGACUACCCAUGAGAUGAACAACAACAUAAAACCCCCAAGGACAACUUGUCUUUGAGCCAGCACAGGCCCCCAGACCCCCAGACUCCCAGGCCCCUCUACAUGCCACCUUGACUCUCCUUACACUGUCCCUUUUGGGAAGCUUGGACUGUAGAUUCAGGAAACUCCAGGAGCCUUUCCUUCUGACUGAACAGAAAGGAUGUGUGAGUGGAAUGAUAGGCCUUGUUUUGAAAACUGUCAUUUUCAAGUAGUUUAGCCCAGUUCACAGUCAAAACUGCAUCUGGAGAACUUGAACCCUGUCUUGUGGGGUGUGGCACACAGCAAGGAUUAGUCACACAAGGAGAUUUUAGGGACUUUUGUUCCUGCCCAGUUGAUGAGGAGGAAAGGGAGAGAGGAAGUGAGAAUAAAUUAUUUUCUAACAGCUAAAACCAACAAACUUCUCAGAGCCAUUACAAUAUAUAUGUUUAUUUCAAAGCAUGCACUUGCAAAAUUGUCCCCUUACCUUGUUGUGAGCGAUGGCGCUCCACCUGUACAAGUCUUUCUAGGGCCUGGGACACAGCCCUGGUGAGUCAAUUCAACAUCACUGGGAGGCUUCCUGUCUCCUGGAGGCUUUUUGCUGUCUCUGUCUUGGGAGAGCUGAGACCAAGAUCCUGUCUCUCCAGAGUCUUUGUUCUCAGGGUGCCCUAUUGUUAACAGUUUCAAAUGCAUCCACCCAACGGUUGGCACCCUGGUAUUAGAACAUGGAUAACCACCAGAUACAGGCCUUUGGUGUUAAGUAAAUAUGUUUUUGUCAAUUUUAAAAUAUAGAUGCUUUAAUUCAGGUAUACUUUUAAAGAAAACGGCAAACCUAAGGUUGAGGAUGAUAGGAGAAAGAUGGCGGCUUUGCUGGACCCAGUGGUCCUUCAAAUGUCUGCUCUUGAAAAUCAUUUCACCAUUCAGCUUUCAGUUGGAAUUUUGGUGUUUGGCACCUAAGGGAGAUCAGGGUUGUGUCCAGUUGGCAAGAAACAUCAUGGGCCACAGGACUCCUGGCAGCAGUUAAGACUGGCAGUCCAUUGUGUAGAAACCAGCAUAGGCCGUUCAGUUGACUUUAGAUGCAUGGUAAUACCUACACUUAGUAACAUGAUUGCAAAUGCAACACUUUUACCUCUAGUCCUUCAACUUCUCAGCACUUGAGGUAAGGAAGAUGUACUGAGUCUAGGCUUCCCAAAGCCCCUUGCAUGGUCUGUGCCUAGGCUGUGUAGGACUUGAACUGACGAAGGUCACUUGGAGUUCUCUUGUUUCCACAGUGUCCAGAUUUUAGGCCCAGCCCAGCCCUAUUCCCUCCUACCACAGGUCUGUGCUCCAAUUCUGCUAUUGGUAGUGACUUGCUAUCCCACCCCCCACACUCUCAGGGGCACUGUGCAUCCUGUCUGUAGGACCCACAGCAGAAAAGGGAAUGAUAACUCCAAGUGCCUCUUUUAGCAUCAACCUGCUCCCACAGAGGUGGAGCUCUCUUAUCUGCUGCUACUGCCUGCUAGCAGCCUGCAUCUGAGAGCCAGACCUCAUGUGAUGAUGUUGAAGCUACUAUUCUUAAACAGAUGUUUGAUGCUCCCAUCUCUUUCUCUUGUCCUCAUGUUUGAGACUGGAAAAUUUUGGUUAGGGGAACUAAGAGGCCAAGCAAUUGAUAGGUGAACUCCCACUGGCCAAAGGGGACCCAGGUUGCUCAGCCAUGCCUCUCCCACCCAAGAAAUCAGUGAGACAAGGGCGGAAGAAGCCCCUGCCUGUGAGGACAGGAGAAAGUUUCAUUUGGGAACAGGAUUUUUCCUAAGUUCUGACCUGAGACAAAAUAUAUCUAGAACAAAUUAAUUUCCUCCCACCCUUUACCUUCCAAAGCAGAUAAUUUAAGGGGGAGCACAUCUCAAGCCUGUAGCUCUGUUGUUUCCUAAUUUCCAGUAACCAUCAUUGAUUUUUAUCUUCUCUGUGGUGUUGGUGAUGGAAGGCAAGGCCAUAUGUGUGCUAGGCAAGUGCUCUCCAUGGAGCCAGAUCCCAGCCCCUCGAAGUAUUUUGCUCUUGAUGUUCAUUAUUGAAGACAAGUGAUAAAAGAGCACCCACCCCCCACACACCCAGUAAUAUGAAGAGUUUAAAAAACAAAGUACCAAAAUAUGCCUUAGAAGGGAUUUUGGAACACUUUUUGUAAAGGAAAUCUAACCCUAGUUUUCUCUAGGAUCUAGCUUGACUUUCAUGUAAACCCAGGUGUAUCUGUCUUCUGGCUUUGGUGACCCAUUCAUCAUCAUGAUCAUCAUGAUCAUCACCAUUAUCAUCACCACUGUCAUCAUCACCACCUCACACAUCAUGGUGCUCUGUGUCCUCAUGUCAGUUUCUCAGUGAUUGUAACUGGACGAAUUACACCUGGCUCUGACCGAGGACGGAAGGGCCAGAAAGGAGGGAAGCAGGCUGCCCUCCCCUUUUUUUAAGCCUCUCAUCCAGGAUCAAACCAGCAAACCUCUGGGAAAGUCUAUCCUGACACCUUCCCAAGAACAGGGAAAAAUAUGAAUAAUUUGAAGGCAUGCUUAUGUCCAGUGUGUCAGGCAAACUGCUUAGGAAAUAAAUCUUUCUCCUCAUGAAGUUUUCAUCCUCUUUGAACUCCUAACCAUGAGCCCUUGGUGUGAGAAUGUUAUCACCAAUCAACCUUUCAAUAGGAGGAUGGGAUCAUUAGGUCCUUUUGUUCAAACCUUUUCCCAUAAUUAUUUCUGGAAAAACUAAGAGAACAGAGGUGACAUUUGACAAAAAAGUUACUAAAUUCAAAAUAACAUAGCUUUUUAAAGCAAAUAUAGGAAAGUCUUUUCCUAUUAUUUUUCUUCUUCGCUCCCCCAUUGUCUGAAUUGGGGAAACAGGAAAGCGCUGCUUUCUAGCACCUGCGAAAUGGUUCAGUGCCCAUGCAUAUUUCCAUGUCCUUCAACAAUAGGUUUAGUAUAGGAAUCCGAGGUAUGCACCCUGAAAACAUCUGUCUUUUCCUGGCUCCCGAACCCAGGGCUUAACUGUAUGUGGUUUGUAAAGCCUGUCAACCAAAACAAGGAAACCACGGUACCCCGGUACCCCAAUUCUCCACAGAGUCAACAAUCAAAUUCCUGAGAUGAACCUCACUCAAGUACUUGUUGAAAAAUGCAUUGUGUUUUGAUCUGUUCUUAGAGACGGUGCCCAUCUAUUGAAGGAAGAAAUCCUGGACUUCCUAUCGUGAACCACUCAUCUGACCUGCAAGGUUACAGUGGUUCCUUUCUCCACUUUUAACCCACUGUUCCCCCGAGCUGAAGUUCAUUUGCAGAUCCAGCUUAAGCUUAAAUUAUAUGGUGGUCAGGGUCUUGUUCACUGUUGUCACCGUGUGAGUACAAAUGUUACUAAUCAUAUCCUGAGUCCUUGGUGAGAAUGUAAAUAUUUUUAAAUAUGUGCAUUUGAAAUUUGUUUCACUGAACUUGGAUCUGUGGGAUGUUCAGACAGGACAGACUUUUGUUCUUGAAUGAAUGUUUCCCAGGCUGUGGGAAGGGGAGGCACUCGGGAAGAGCUUCUCCUUAGAGCUAUAUGAAAUGGCAUACUGGGGGGGAAUCUCAGAGUUACCUUUAAAAAGUCUCAGCUUUGUCAUGCUUUGAGCUUUCUGUUAUGCAUCUAUCUUAAUAAACUUUAAAAUGUAUUUGU
This is a messenger RNA of Nannospalax galili (Upper Galilee mountains blind mole rat), 6564 nucleotides long. RefSeq names its product CD93 molecule (gene Cd93). Gene Ontology annotation, molecular function: calcium ion binding. The record is from RefSeq and is a predicted model, not a curated record. Lineage: Eukaryota; Metazoa; Chordata; Mammalia; Rodentia; Spalacidae. Bases 171 to 2114 code for a protein of 647 amino acids. The transcript has 2 exons.